AUGGACUCCACUAACGCCACACAUGUAGAGCAAAUAACUGCCAAGCACUCUCUCGACAGUCUUGCUUUUAUUCACGUCCUGCACGGGUAUCGGGUGUGCUACCCCAUCCUCUGGGACGUCAGUCGUGACUCCUUCACAGACGAAGAAAAAGUCCAAGGCCUUCAGAAAGCCCUCGACGAGCUUAAGGGAUUUGACUGCGAACUGGAGUCUUCCAACGGCUGGUCGGUUGAUCAGAAGCUUUGGGGAAUCGGCCUGGCCAUCGUCGUUAUCGAGGACAUUCUGUCCUCUCCUGACUUUCCCGACGCCUUCCGUUUCGCCGAGGAAGAUGCUGAGAGCUGGGUUGAACAAGCCCGUUUCUUGAAGCCCGGCAUGAAGGUGGCGUCUUACUUGUCCGUCAUGCAGGAUCCCCUGCUUCAACGCGAAGCACUGGGGAGCUAUUUUGACUUCUUCCAGUUCAACCUGCCUAGAAUUCCUGAGUAUCUGCGGGAGUCAACCCGUACUUCCGAAUGA
This is a messenger RNA of Fusarium subglutinans, 510 nucleotides long. RefSeq lists its product as uncharacterized. Lineage: Eukaryota; Fungi; Ascomycota; Sordariomycetes; Hypocreales; Nectriaceae. The record is from RefSeq and is a predicted model, not a curated record. The coding region runs from base 1 to 510 and encodes 169 amino acids. The transcript has a single exon.